Molecule: messenger RNA, 2282 nt
Organism: Parathielavia appendiculata
Lineage: Eukaryota; Fungi; Ascomycota; Sordariomycetes; Sordariales; Chaetomiaceae
Product: GMC oxidoreductase
Exons: 4
Coding region: 276-2282 (668 amino acids)
Molecular function (GO): oxidoreductase activity, acting on CH-OH group of donors; flavin adenine dinucleotide binding
Source: RefSeq, a predicted model, not a curated record
CCGGCCGACUGCCUCUUUGUUAUCGCCUUUCCUUUUCACCUGUCCCCACGCCAUCCAUUGAUCAUGUUCAUGACCCCUGAGCAGCCUCAUUUCACCCCGAGAGUGGACCGCCAACACACGUGGGUUCGGAUCCUACCGGCCCAUCCUAUCCGUACGGCCAAGCAGAACCUCAAAAAGGGCCACUCGGUUUCUCGGUUCUCGGCUGCGAUCCCCUCCCACCCUCCCUCUCUGACCUGCACACACACAUUGUUCUGGUGUGGCGGUCCAACUCCAACAUGAUGGCGUCGUUCUCUCACCGCAGUCGCUCCUUCUUGGCCGGUUUGGCCCUCACGUUCCUUUCCGCUUUCAGUUUUGUGUCUGCUUCUUCGGCCGACCGGUGCAACGGUAGCAUUUACGACUAUGUGGUCGUCGGCAGUGGGCCCGGAGGCGGCAUCGUCGCCAGCAACCUCGCCCAGGCCGGCCACAGCGUCCUGCUGAUUGAAGCCGGCCGCGACGCCAGCGACGAUGUCUCGACCUAUGUCAAUGCUCUCUACUACCCCCAAUCCCUGGACUUGCAGUGGUCGUUCUGGGUGAAGCAUCAUGAGGAUCCCGAGGCCGAGGGCCGCUACCGCCUGCUGACCUGGACGCUGCCCGACGGCUCGUUCUGGAUUGGGCCCAAGUUUCAGGCGCCCGCCGGCGCGACCCUCAAGGGUGUCUGGUACCCUCGUGGCGCUACCCUAGGCGGCAGUGCCAUUGUCAAUGCCAUGGCAUCUGUGCUUCCCAACGACGCGGACUGGAACAAGAUUGCCGAGCUGGCUGGUGAUUCUUCUUGGUCAGCUGAGAGCAUGAGGAAGAUUUUUGUCAAGAUCGAGAAGAAUCUCUACCUGCGGGCCAACGAGUCCAAAGAGGGCCAUGGCUUCGAUGGCUACCUGAAAAUGGGCCAGGGCGAUUCGAGCUACUAUCUGCAGGAGCCAGGCCGUCUUGCCUUGUUGUCUCACCUCGCAGAGGACCUCGUCGGUCACGCUGUGGACGAGGCCACGGCACUCGACCUCCUCGAGCGCGAUGCCAACUUCCUCGGCGCCUCUCGUGAUAAGUCGACCCAGCCGUACGGUCUCCCCAACCACAACAACAACAAGGGCCGUCGCUGGACUUCGCGCGAUCUUGUCAAGGACACCGUGGCCAAGACCCCCAAGCUCAAGCUGGCCCUCGAGUCCCUGGCAACCAAAAUUCUGUUCGACAAGAAAAACGGCACCCCCAAGGCCAAGGGCGUCGAGUACCUCGAGGGAGCCGGCGUGUACGGGGCUUCGUGGCAGUACAACAAGGCCACGGCCCCGAAGGGCACCAAGAAGCUCGCUUUUGCCCGCAAGGAGGUUAUUAUCAGCGGCGGUGUCUUCAACACGCCCCAGCUUCUCCAGCUCAGCGGCAUCGGCGACAAGAAGCUCCUGCGCUCUCUAGGCAUCCCCGUGGUCUCGGAUCUCCCCGGCGUCGGCGAGGGCCUGCGCGACAACCAAGAACUCCCCGUCGCCGGCCUCAGUCCCGUGAACAUCACCUCCCUGCCCGGCGAUCCCGGUUGGGCCAGCUGCACCUUUGGCGCCCCUGGUGACCCGUGCCUCGCCCAGUUUGAGCAGGGCACGGGUCCCUACACUCUGCCCAGCGGCAACUCCGAGUGCUCUUUCCUGAAGACGGACCACAGCCCUGAUGGAAACCGCGACGUCAUCACCUUUGCCCCCCCCGGCGUCUUCCGCGGCUUUUCCCCGCCAGCCAGCAACUUCCCCUUCGCCGACGGACCGCAGACCCUCUGGCGCAGCCUGGCGCGCAUGAACGUUCAGAACACGGCCGGCUACGUGCGCAUCAAGUCGACCGACCCGACCGACCCGCCCGAGAUUAAUAUCCGGCAGUACGAGUCGCCCCAGACGGGCGACGUCGACCUGGGCGCCAUGGUCGACGCCGUGGCCUGGGUGCGCCGCAAUAUGAUGUCGCUACCCGCACCCUACGGGCCUGUCGUGCCGACCGAGCCGCCGUGCAACGCCGGGCUGGACGCGAGGGGUUACUGCAAGGACCCGGAGGAGGACAGGAAAUUUGUGUACGAGCAGACUUUUGGACAUCACCCCGUCGGCACAUGCAAGAUUGGGAAGGCGGGGGAUAGGAUGGCUGUUGUGGACGGCAAGUUUAGGGUCUUUGGGGUUAAGGGGCUGCGCGUUGUCGAUGCGAGCGUUUUUCCUGUUGCGCCGGGUGGGUUCCCUGUCUUGCCAACUUUUAUGGUUGGCCAGAAGGGCAGUGAGGCCAUUCUUGCGGAUGCUUAG